GAGAGCAGAUCUCACUUGAUGUCAAUUUUUCUUACUUAAUUAAGAAAGCCUCUUUGACGAGAGCAGAAAUCUCACAGCUAUGGCGAAGAUGGAGGAGGAAGAGGAAGGCAAAGAAGAGGGCAGCAGAGAUAAUCACGGCGGUGGGGAUAUCAUCGCUGAUGUCUCGGCUUUCGUCGGCGACCUCUGCAUGCCCACCUUUGCGGCCAUCUUCGACGCCAAGGAACGCAUCCUCCUCGUGGAAAGCGCGCUGCCAUCGAUUAUAAGAGGAUUGAAAACCUUAGCCUCAAGAAUGAAAAGAGAGAAGGAAUCAGUGAAGGAGCGGGAGGCGGCGCUCAAGAUGAAAGAAGAAUGGCUGAGUCAGCGGGAGAAGAGGUUGGGGGAGGGUGAGGAGAAGGUAAGAGAGAGGGAGGAGAAAGCGAACGAGAGGGAGGGGAAGCUGAGGGAGAAGCAGGACAAGAUCGGAGAGACGGAGGAGGGGGUGAGGGGGAUGGAGCAGAAGGUGAAUCAGAGAGAGGGAAGGAUGCGGGAAGAGGAGAAGAGGCUGAGAGAGAGCAAGGAGAGGCUGAGGGAACGAGAGGCAAGGGUCAGGGAGCUGGAGGAGAGGGUGCGAGAGAGGGAGCAGGGAGUGCGGGAAAACGAGGAGAGAGUGAGGAAAAGGGAGGAUAGUCUGAUCGUUGCCGAAGAGAAGCUGAAGGGUCAGAAGAAGCAGGUAGUGAAAGAGAUGAAGUUUUACAAAACACAGUACGUCUCGCUCCUGGCUUCAGCAGACUUCGCGAAGAACAAGGUGUCGCCCAGAACCCGGCCGGCGCACAAUAACGACCUGUCUAAUCUGGAGGAGGGGAGGGAUGGAAGGGAGUCUCCGUCUAUCCCGAUCCCGACGCAAAGGGGAAGGAGCGGUAGCGACAGAUCGGGGGCGGCGGCGGUCGAUGAUGUCCCUGUCUCACCGAAGAAGGCGAAUGGGGAUCGGCUUGCGUCAUCGCCGCUGAGUGGAGAGAGACGGGACGACGAGAAGAUGGGUGAUGGGAGCAUGAUAGGAGGAGGAGGGGUAGUAGGGGAAGGCGGGGAAGAAGGAAGAGAAUUGGGAGCAAGAGGAGGAGAGUGCACACCUGCUUCCCCUCUUCUGUCCCGACGAUCUUGGCCUGCAUCGUCAUCACCGAGUGGAAGAGAGGAACGGACCGAUGAGAAGGUGGGUGGUGACGAUAACAGGAUGGAAGGAGGAGGAGGAGGAGGAGGAGGAGGAGGAGGAGGAGGAAGAAGAGAAUUGGGAGCAAGAGGAGGAGGAGAGUGCACAUCUACUUCUCCCCUGCUGUCCCGACCAUCUUUGCCGGAGUCGUCGUUACUGAGUGGAAGAGAGAAACGAGGCGAUGAGAAGGUGGGUGGUGAUGGGAGCAGGAUAGGAGGAGGAGGAGGAGGAGGAGGAGGAGGAGGAGGAGGAGGAGGAGGGGGAGGUGGCGAAGGAGGACUGGAAUUGGGAGAAAGAGGAGGAGAGUGUGCAUCUACUUCUCCUCAGUCCCGACCAUUUUCAUCCAUAAGUGGGAGAGGAGAGGCGAUUGUCGUAGGAGGAGGGUCUCUGAUCGAAGCAGAGGGAGAUGAUAAGAUCGUGGUGGAUGGAAGUGGGAGAGAAACAAGUCAAAAAGGAGGAGGAGAUGGCGGCGGAGAAGGGAGAGCGGGAGUGGGCGGGAAGGAAGGAAACAAAUGGCCCUCUCCUUGUCCGACUGAUCCGUCAUCAUCCUUGAGUGAGGUGGAAGGCAAGGGUAUAGGAGAAGGGAGGUGCUUGGUGCACAGUCCCCCUGGUUGUACAGAUCCCGAUGCUCAGCAGAAGGUAAAUCCAUCAGCAAUGCCGGCAAGACCUGUGGGAGAUGCAGCGGUCGGGAUGGGGCGAGCACUUUCGGUGUCAGCAAUUGGGACUCAACCACCGGAGCAAGCUCAGAAGAAGCAGAGUCUGACACAUAACAGCAGUCUGUCCACUAGUACCAGCGUCUCCACCUCCUCCUCCUCCUCCUCUUUCUCCUCUCCGCUGAAUGAGAGGACAGUUGCCACGACUACCAAGCUCGCAGGUACCCACCUUCUUCCCACUCCACAUGUACUGGUUAAUGAGAAUAAGACACGUGUCGAUAUCGUCAUGCCAGCGCAAUGUCAAUCUCCAUCGCCUGAGCAACGCGAGCUUGCUUCUCCGAAGAACACAGUCUCUCGUUCUUGUGACAGUAAAACUGAGAAUGGUAAUACUAAUAAUAAUGCCAAUAAUAGAAACAACGCCAACGAGAACAGCAAGAACGACGGGAGUUAUUGUGGCAGAGCAACGAAGGUUGCGCGCAUCGUUAUUCCUCCCAUAGUUAUUGACGAAGACGACGACGUUGUGGAGGAUAGUGAUGAAGAGAACGGGAGAAGUGAACGGUCAGUGGAUGGGGCGAAGCCAGGAGGCAGUGACCAGAGCGGCGGAGAAUACGGGGGUCGGUCUUCGUCGUUGAAUCUCACACGGAUCGAGGCAAGGCUGAACGGUCGGGAUCGUCGCACGACGGCUGGCCAUCUUCUUCUUCAUCAGGACCGUUCGGUUGGCGAUGGAGGCAAAGAAGAGCAUGAUGGUGGAAACCUAUCAUUCUUUCCUAAUUUAGCCUUCGUUCCCAAUUUCCUGAAGGCUUACCUUCAGCGUAAGGAGGAGAAGGAAGAGAGCGAACAGAUGUACGACAAGCUGAACGAGGAGAUCAGAUCUGCAAGCUACAAGAAACAAUCCUGCUGCCUCAGGUCGUCGCCUCUUCUUGCUCCCACCACGGUCGCCGCAGCACCAGCAGCUAUGGUGGCAGCAGCUAUGGUGGACGAAGCUAUGGUGGAUCCAGCUAUGGUGGAAGCAGCUAUGGUAGAUGCAGCUAUGGUAGAUGCAGCUAUGGUAGAUGCAGCUAUGGUAGAUGCAGCUGUGGUGGAAGCAGUUGUGGUGGAAGCAGCUAUGGUGGAAGAGAAGGACGAUCAGUCGGCUGCGGGUAUUGUGAGAAAAGACGUCCGGUUGCCAUGUUGCACCGAGAAGGUGAGUACCCGGGCAGGUCUUCUUGCUAAUCGUGCUGUUGCUGCCAACUGCAUGCCUGACAAGACUUGUGCUGUCGACAAGCACAGGUCUGACACAUCUGCCGCUGCCGCGGCUGCUGCGGCGGCUGGCGCUCAGUGCAGCAGGCAUGACAGCUUGGCUGCUGCCACGUGUAGGCUCGGCACUGAUGCCGCCACGUGUAGGCCCAGCACCGCUGCUGCUACUGAUAAAUGCAGCUCCGCUCCGCCUGCUGUUGACAAAUGCAAGUCCGUUAUCUCUGAUGCGGCUGACGAGUGCAGAUCUGACGUCUCUGCUGCUGCUGGCAGCUGUGCGAGAGUUGGUGCGUCGGCUAACAAAAUGAGGAUUGACAUCUCUGCUGACGAUGUCAAAAAGCACAAUUGUGACACUUUGGCCGGUGCUGAGGAAUGCCAACCGGACGCCUCUGCUAUUGCGGCUGUCGACAAGGGCAGGUCUGACGCCUCUGCUAUUGCUGCUGCUGCGGCUGCCAAAAGCAGGAGCAGAUCUGAUGUCUCUAUAACUAAUCAUGCCACAACUAUGGAGGUGUGCGAUUUUGCGGGAACAGGCGGCGGACAUCUGCACCGUCCUUUGUCACCAGUACACAAGGACCCGCAGCAGGUUGCCCUCGAGCGAACCUCCGUAAAUCACGAAGAAGGUAAUCAGGCAGCAGACGGUGAAAGCAGCAGAAGACUGGCGAUGAAGGAGGACGGACGUAAUCAGGCAGUAGAAGGUGAUGAUAGCACCAGAAGAUUGGCGAUGGAGGAUCAACGGACGACGGGAAAUGAUGCGAGGAGAUCUAGAUGCUCGUCACACAUAGUACUUGCUGCUACCUCGGUGGAAGGCAAGACGCCUGCUGGAGGAAGAAGAAGAGAACCAGCAGCAACGAAGUUGCCUUCUGAUGAUGGCUAUGGAGGUGUUCUGGAAUCUUCAUCGAUCUAUCCUCCACGUUUACCUCCUAUUCAAGUAGCAGCAGAUGGGAUUGAUGAGCUCGAUGGCCGUCGUUCUGGAGAAGAAGAAGACGACUAUCUUGACAUUGUCAUCGACAGGAAGGAUGACACGUGCGGCCUGCCACGUGGCGGCUGUCUCAGGACGACAGCAAGGACGAUCAGGCCGAGCGGCCAGCUUGUCGCCGAUGGUGUCGCUGAUGCCUUCCAGUUUAACGAGUGUAAAAAUGCUUUCUGUAUGGACACGAAGGGAGGAGGAGGAGGAGGAGGAGGAGACCCCUCUGAGUGCUGUCAACGUGGAAUCGAGGUCGCCUCUACUGUUGUGACACUCCUCCCUCCUGUGACGAACUCGGCACAGCCGCCGUCGUGCUCACUUCCUGCUGAACCUGGUCCGACGACGGGGUGCGCCCGCGGGAACGAUGCAGCUCUGCGCGCCAAUGGUACAGUAGAUGAGGUUGGCGAUCCCGACGCUGGAAUCAAUGACAGCGAUUGCACCACGUGCUUGCCUCCCAACCUGCAACAACUCUUCGGAGUAUUUCACGGAGGAGCAGGAGGGGGUGUAGAGGAGGGAGAGGGCAAUCACAGGGAUCGUUGGGAUGUUACCUAUCCUUCUCAUCCAACACGCACCAUCCUCGGAUGUCCCGAUUCCCAGCAAGCGAAUGAUGAGCACAGCAAAUCCGUAGGAGGAGGAGGAGGAGAGGGGGGGAAUCCCGCGCUCGGUCCGGAUUCAGCGAAGAUCCCGAUGGAUGGUGUCGCCGAUCAUGGUGCUGGAAUAUAUGAAGACGACAGUGCCACGUGUCUGCCUCCCAGUUUGCAACACUUGUUCGAAGGCGAAGAACGCCAGGCCGGCGUUCACCCGCGGCUUACAAAUACCACCAUCCCACGUGCGGAGGACACGUGCCAGCGAGAUCCUUCGGCUUCCAUUCAUCUGGCUGAUCCUUCGUCUUUGGUGGACAACGAGCGCUACAAGGUUGGAGGAGGAGGAGGAGGAGGAGCAGGACUAGUAGAGGUAGGAGGAGGAGGAGGAGGAGGAGGACGAGUAGAGGGAGGAGGAGGAGGAGGAGGAGGGGGACCAGGAAGAGGAGGAAGAAGACCUUUCAUCCCUCCGGGUGAUCCUUCCUCUGUGGUGAACGACGAGCGGUACAAGAUUGACGGAGGAGGAGAAGGCGGCGGAGGAGGAGGAAGCCGAGGAGAGAGAAUUGAUGAGACGGACCUGUCAGGAGGAGAGAAGGGGGCAGAUGGAGUAGGAGGAGCAGAUAGACUAGGUCCUCCUCCCCUUCAUCUUCCGUCUAAUUUGUCCAACCAAGCUGAGGCAGAGUGCUUUGACGGUCCUGUUCGACGGCAUGAUGACCCUCGUACGAUACCACUUCAGGAGAUCGAUCCUCCCCCCUCCUUACACGCGGGCAAGCGUGCUCACCUGCGUUGGAACGAGUACGGUUACAGUGGCGCUGGUGUGCGAGAAGGUCGACGUGUGGAAAAGCAUUCUCUGACAGCAAAGAGUGUCCCAUCCCCAAGGCCCAAGUGGAGGACCACCAGAUCUCGGGCCGCUUCUCCAUCGAUGCCACGUGGCGCAUUCCCCUCCUCUGAGAAAGGAAACACAAGCAACAGGGGUACCUCGUCGACUUCCUCUUCCCGUUUUGGUAAACCCACCAUCGUUCCCAUUCUCUUUGAAAAUGCCAAUGAUAAACUUGACGACCCUCACGAUGACUUCUUCAACACCCCCCUCAUGAUGAUGGCAAAGGACAUAUUGGAGCAGAAGCAGAACCAGGGUCAAUACCAGGACCAGAAUCCGUGCCAUAACCAAGACCAGGUGCACAACCCGAGUCACGACCCCAGUCACAACCAGAGUCACAGCCAGAACUUGGAGUCAGGAUGCGGGAGAUUAGGCCGGGAAUCGAGUAGCACUGGGGUUUGUACACGUGGAUCCUUGUCGAAGUCUUUUCAGGACGCAGUUCCUGUAGCAGCUGCUGCUGGUGCUGGUGCCGCCUCUGUUGCCACUGUUGGAAGUAAGAGAAACAGGGGGGUGGUAAUGGCAGGAGCAGCAGCAGAAGGGGGGGUAGAGGACGAUAGCCCCUCGGGAGACAAAAGGAGGCUUCUGCUUCGGCCUUUAUUGGCCUCAGAGAGUGUGGCCAAGGCGGGCGUCACAGGGGGAAAUGCAGCCCGUGUGCCGGAGAAGGGAGGUGGUCGUGACCCGGGGAGGGCUUCUGCUACCAGUAGCCGCAAGGGUGCGUUAGGCGGGAGACCGACAUACAAGUUUGUGGAGGUGGUGAGGAAGAAAAGCGAGCGGGAGCUCCUACAAGGAGUGGAAUGCAAAUCCUGCAAAAAGUUCUAUGAUGCUGUGUGGGAUGGCAAAGAUGCUGGUGGUAAUGAAGUUGGGAGUAGGGGACACGCCAGCAGACCACGUCAGCAGGCCACGUCAGCAGGCCACGUCAGCAGGCCACAUCAGCGGACAGAGCAGGAAUACCACGUCAGCAGGCCCCCGGCCUGGUACAUGCUGUUGCGGUCACAGACAGCCGUCAUGGACCAGAGGCCCGGUGAAGCAGACGAGGCCUAUCAGGCCCGGAUGCUGGCUUGGAAUACCGAGACAAAGAAACGGGCAGAUGACGUAGCUGCAGCAGCGAAGAAGAAGGCAGAGGAUGUCGAGCAGGCACGUCUGCUGACACUUGAACAACAGCGCCAGCAUGACGAGGCAGCAGCAAGGGCUGCUGAUGAAGAAAGGAACCAACGUCGUGAGAAAAUAUUUAGCGGAGAGCAGACCUUGUUCACAAUGGCAGCGAAAUGGCGGACCAAGGCUGAGAAUGGAAAGUUGGAGGAUUGCGAAAACAAGAUCGCUCUCCUCUCGCAUCUCACAGACCUCCUGGCUACAUGCAUUACGCAGCAGGAGGAUAUCCACAACCUCGACGGCUCGCUAGCUAAAGUACAAGGCCGCCUUCAGCAGCUGGAGCAGCGACCUGUUGCCGCACCCGAUGCAAGCUCUUCCAAUACCUCUGAUCGCCUCGAAGCAUUGGAGAUGCACGUCGGCUCCCUCCAGGACGACGCACAGUUACAGCAGACCGCGACGCAACAGUUGCAGCAGCGGAUCUGUGCCACCGCCAAUACCUCGAGUCCGGAGCCACGCGAGACAACUCCAAAGUUUGACGGGCAAGAGAUCUUCUGCCACUCGAUCAAGACAGAUCCGAUUCCAUGGUUUCGCAAGUUCGAGCUCACGCUGCAGCUCCACAACGUCAAAGAACACAAGCACCACACAUACUUGUACUCUCGCUCAGCGGCCGCGUGCCAGGCUUGGUUGGACAACCUCUUAUCCAAGUACGGAGUGGUAGCUGCCGACUUGCACACCAAGAUCAGUUGGGAUGAUCUGAAGGCCGCGUGGCACAAGCGGUUCCAGGUUGAGCUGUCGGAGAUCAAAGCUAUGGACAAGCUCAUGGUCUUCGAACAAGGCACGGUGCCGAGUACCGACUGGAUCGCCGAGUACCAACGCUUGACGUCAGUCCCAGACAUCCAGAUGGGCUUCAAAGCCACCCGCCACUACUUUAUCUCAAGGUCAUGUCCGACAUUAAGCAAUGCCAUGACUCAUGUUGAGGACACCUUGACGACAACGGCGGAACUUUUUGACAAGGCCGCGCAGAUCAUCAUUACGAACAAGGAGGCGAAGAAUCUGCGUUCGUCUGCGGCAGGCCCGAGCAGGGACCAGCAUCGGCCAAGAGUGGCCGUGGUCGCAGCGGCAACGCCAUUGGACCAAACCAGCGAGGUUGUGUCUGCUAGUGAAGGAGACAGACUUGCAGCCGCCCAGGAAGGAGAGAUGAGUUUCUUGUAGCAUUAUUAUGUCUGCAGGCGUUUUGUUUUUGACUGUUAAACCUUGGAUUAUGUCAUUCCACUUUUCUUCUUUGUCUAUGAUAUUUCCCAAACCAUUCACGUUCCAUGACCUGAUGACGAUUCCUUGGUCUUUCCAGCCCCUCCGGGCUUCCCUCUCGUUGGCCUUCUUCCUGAAACUCUCCAUCCUCUGAUUACUGUCAGGUUAGAGCGGUAUAAUUGUAGUUUAAUGAAAGCUCUACGAAGGU
Messenger RNA from Chara braunii, 8036 nucleotides. NCBI's taxonomy places the organism in Eukaryota, Viridiplantae, Streptophyta, Charophyceae, Charales, Characeae. The record is from the annotation of a GenBank genome assembly.